Molecule: messenger RNA, 693 nt
Organism: Panicum virgatum (switchgrass)
Lineage: Eukaryota; Viridiplantae; Streptophyta; Magnoliopsida; Poales; Poaceae
Product: acetyltransferase At1g77540-like
Exons: 2
Coding region: 51-452 (133 amino acids)
Source: RefSeq, a predicted model, not a curated record
CGAGGAGUCCGACUACGUGAGCAGCAGUCUCUCCUCCUCCGGGCAAUCUGAUGGCGGAGGAGGCCGGCGCGGGCGAGCGGAAGGUGGAGGCCCCUCCGCCGGAGACGGAGGGCAUCGUGUGGAGGGAGGACGCGGGGAGGUUCGAGACGCCCGACGGCGAGGCCUUCCUCCAGUACCGCCUCCUCCCCGGCGGUGACGGGGGCGGCGCGCCUCCUCCUCAUCCUGCGGCGGCGGUGAUGGACAUGGUGCACACGUACGUGCCGCGGAGCAAGCGCGGGCAGGGGCUCGCCGCGCGCCUCUGCGACGCCGCCUUCGCCCACGCGCGGGGCCGCGGCAUGCGCGUCGUCCCCACCUGCUCCUACAUCUCCGACACGUACCUGCCUCGUAAUCCGGCGUUGAAGGAGCUGGUGUACAAGGAUCACGAACCGCAUCCCAAACCCAGCAGCAUGUAGCUCUGUAUACAAGGAACGCCAAUUUCGCACGAUCCAAAGGCGGCAGCUGCUACUAAAUACUAAGCAGAUACCCAAUUGAUAGAAGUGUCAAGUGUGUGAUCUGACGGCGCCUCGUGAAAGAUCCUUGAUGCCAAAUGGUACACUUUGGGCGUCUCCUGUGAAGUUGUGAUUUCGAGAACAGAGGCUGUAUAACUUGUGCGAAACAGAGGGUGCAACAUCCCUUUCUUGCUAAACCUCAAGG